Molecule: messenger RNA, 2432 nt
Organism: Gaeumannomyces tritici R3-111a-1
Lineage: Eukaryota; Fungi; Ascomycota; Sordariomycetes; Magnaporthales; Magnaporthaceae
Exons: 2
Coding region: 126-2240 (704 amino acids)
Biological process (GO): chromosome segregation; CENP-A containing chromatin assembly
Source: RefSeq, a predicted model, not a curated record
CAGGCAAAGCUUGGCUUGCAGAUGAAUUCGCUCAUUUUGAGCGGCACGGCGGGAGGGCGGCUUCGGAACAACUUUGCAGACUACAGGAUCGUCUGCGAAUAGCGGGGUGCCAGGCUCCGCCUCCCAUGCAGCCAAAACGGAAAGCCGAGCGUGCACGUGCACAGAUCCAACUGCCGGCAAAAAACACGCUGUCGGCCGGACGCGACGCGUCCAGCCAGGAACAGCCAGAAACCGCAAAUCCCGGCACGGCAGCGGGACUCGGGUCAAUUCCACACAGGCCUUGCAUCCAUGCUCCGGCCCCGCGAAUAUCAAAACCAUGUGAGCGCUGGCCAGACCGCACACCUAACGACAUGGCCGCCCACGUCUCCAUCCCGACUACUGCCCGCCUGCCCGGCUCCCUGCGCCUCGAGCCCUCCCACCCCGUCGUCGCCAAGUUGAUCGGCCGUCUGUCGCGCGCCUCGCUCCUCGCCCUCGCCGUCCAUUGGCUCAACGACACCGACGACCCCCUGCUCAGUGCCCCCUACCUGCGACCCCCUAGGAGGAGAACGGGGAGGUUCCGGCGCAAGAGCGGGAGGUCCAGCGAUGGCUCUGGCGGCGGCAGCGCGGAUGCAAACGAGAUUGUACUCGACGACUCGGACGAGCAAAACGACGGGGACGAUGAUGACGAUGACGAGGGAAGCAUGUACCCGGCUUCUCGCACCAUAGACGACCUCCGCGAGGUCUAUGCACAACUGCAGGCCGGCAACACGCGCGGGUCACGCCGUGAGCUAGCCGACCGCAUCCUCGAGGGCGACUGGCGCCGCGGCCUGACACUUCACCAACUCGCAAUGGCCGACCUACAGUACCUGCACGACCACCCGCUGUCGCAGCGCUGGUCCGCCUUCAGGGUUGUUUCGCUCAAGCUGCGGCCCGAGAAUCCAGCCCAAGAAAACGACUAUGAGCCGCUCCUCGAGGUCGACGGCGCGUCGCUCCUUAUCCCGCGCAUUCACCCGCCAUCGUUCCUACGCUCGCUCCAGGGCUUGCUGCCACCUGACGUCAAGACGCACUGUGCCUUCGAGCGUCACCGGGACCUGCCCGUCCUACUCCUCCGCAUCUUCAUCUUCGACACCCCCUACGCCACCGAGCUGGCGGCCGGGGGCAGGGGUCGCCGGGGGAAGCGAAAACGACGGCGAGGAGGCGGGGAUGGCGACGACGAUAGCCAAGCAAACGCCGGAGGAGACGCCACCAUGCCACCUAGCAAUUUUGAUACGGCCCGCACCGUCUAUGUGGCGUUUCCGGACGCCUCGGCCCACAUCUACGUCUCGGCCGCCACUACUACCUCCGCCUCCACCAUGACCGCGUCAUCAGCCAGCGCAGGCGGCGGCGAUGCCAAGAGCCUGCGUUCCCUCGUGGUCGAGGGCAUCCCCAAGGCGCUGUCCCGACCGGGCGAGCGCUACGCUCUCAGGCCGACAAGCCUCUCGACCAGGAACAUGGCCGAACUUGUCGACCGGCGUGGAGGUGGUCGCGGCGGGAGCGGCAGCGCAGGAGGCGGCUGGGGCAGCGCCUACGGGGAUGAGAAAGUCCGCGAAUCGCCGCUUGACUCGGCCUUGCCAACCCCGCCCCUCUCGUCGGCCGUCUCUGAGGACGAGGGCGGCGAUGGUGUUUCGAAGGGGGGCGCGGCCCGGAUAAAAUUGAGAGGGGCUGCCGCUGCCCUGUCGGCAGAGGAACGCGCCGCGAAACGGAGGAGACUAGUAGCGCGCGCCCGGUUCGGAACGUCGAGCCUGGUCGGUGAUGGGCUGGGCGUGGAGCGGGUCGACGUUGCCAUCGAGGACACAUUUCCCCAACCGUCGUCCACCGCGGCAGCUGGUGCCGAGGCCGGGCGUCGUCCUCGAAAUGCUGGCCGAGGAAGACAGGCCGGGGGUCGGCGGAGCACCCUGGAUGCGGCACUGGAGCGGGAGGCUGCGCUGCUAGUAGAGAGCGAUAGCAACGAUGACGACGAUGGUGGCGGCGGUGGGGAGGAGCAAGCGGCAGGAGAAGGCGACAACUCCACAGCAGCACAACCGCCGUCCAAGUCCGGGUGGCGCCCGGGCGUCAAGCUGACGUUUCGCGGCAGCCACGUGUUUGCGGGGAUCAGGCAGCUGGUCGAGGCCGGGGCCAUCGACGGCGAGCGCAUGCCGGGCUGGAUGACGGGCGAGGAGGGCGUCACGAUCGGGGCGGUGAGGCACGGGCGCAUCAGGGGUCACAAGGGUUCGGGGCUAUGAUAUGAUAUGAUACCACGGGUUUGUUCUUCUUGCUUGUAUGUGGCUUGUUUAGCUACGCGAUCAUUAUAUGGGAGGUUGUCAGCGUGUAUUUAUUAAAAUCAGCAUAUAGUAUAUGUCUCUAUGGCUUCAUUCACGUCGACCACACCGCCGCCUUUUUGCGCCCAACACACCAGUGCUGCUUUCCAUCCGAGA